GAAACCGAAACUAGCUGUCCGUAGGUAUGGCGACGCCCAUUUUGCGUAGUAAUGCCGUGAUUUUCAUGAGUAAAACCAUAGCACGACAGCCCUCACGAUGCAUGUCUCACAAGCGAAUAGUCGAGAAAACGCUUCGUUACGGCGUUCCCGUAAGCAUAGUCGCGUCUGCAUCGAUGGCCACUUACCUGCUUGUAAGCAAACGGCCCCUGACUGUGCUGGCCAAAAGACCCACCAAGGAAAUGAGGGAUGCAGCGAUUCGGGAGGAUCGCGAGGAAGCCGAGCACACGAUGCACUUGACUCAGCGCGAACGACGAUUCAUUCGGUUUGCUUCGGUUGAGUACGAAGGCCAACUUUACAUGACACCCGAAGACUUUCUCGAAUCGCUGACGGAAUCGGAACCCAGACCCCGAUUGCACAGGCAUCACCUGUCUAAGAAAGAGCUCGAUCACAUGCUCGAACAAACACCAGCGAGAAAAUACGGAUCCACGAAACUUUUCAGAGAUCUCAGGGAGCGUGGAAUCAUAUCAUACACUGAAUACCUGUUCCUUCUCUCUGUAUUGACAAAACCACAGUCAGGAUUUAGAAUCGCGUUCAACAUGUUCGACACUGAUGGCAACCAAAGAGUUGACAAGCAAGAAUUUCUUGUGGUCCUGCAAAUCCUUGUAGCAGCACUUUUUUUCAAAAAGUCUGGAAAGCUUGGACUUUUUACAGAUGUUCCUCCGGAUGUUCUUGAAAAGAUAUUUAGCACUGUUGCACGCCGGGGAAAGAGGCUCACAGGAAAUGCAGAUGUGCCUGAGCUGGAGGACGGUGAAAGCAAGAAUUACGACAUUGUAGACACAACAUUGCUUGUGCACUUGUUUGGAAAGAAAGGCUCAGACACGCUUAAAUAUGAUGACUUUCACAGGUUUAUGGACAACCUUCAAACUGAAGUGCUGGAGCUUGAGUUCACAGAAUUCUCGCGAGGGAUGCCCUCCAUCUCAGAGGUGGACUUUGCACGCAUCCUGCUUCGCUACACAUACAUCCACAGUGCCAACUAUGAGGCCUACAUUGACAGGGUUAAAGACCGUAUACCCGAGGAGAAGGGCAUCACCUUUGAUCAAUUCAAAGCCUUUUGCCAGUUCUUGAACAACUUGGAUGACUUUUCUAUUGCCAUGAGAAUGUUUACAUAUGCAAACAAGCCAAUAUCACAAGAGGAAUUUCAUAGGGCAGUCAAGAUCUGCACUGGCCAUAGUCUAGAUCCACACCUCGUGGACACGGUGUUCCAGAUAUUCGAUGCCGAUGGUGAUGGAUUUCUUUCCUACAAGGAGUUCAUUGCCAUUAUGAGAGACCGCCUACAUCGUGGCUUGCGGUCUCACCUGAUAUCUACGGAAGGAUGGGAUGCAUUCAAGCUUUGCAUUAAAGAAGAAAUUCGGAGCCCUUGAAGAGGUGUUCUGUUACAUUGUUAAUUAAUGUGUGGAUAUUUAUGUGUAUGUUACAUAUUUAUUAAUUUCAGCUUACCUGCUACUUUGUUGCCUUAAACAUAAUCAAAUGGUGCUACCAAUAAAAGCAUUGCUGUGACUCA
Rhipicephalus microplus (southern cattle tick) is the source of this 1561-nucleotide messenger RNA. It is a transcript of the gene MICU3, whose product is annotated as Mitochondrial calcium uptake 3. Gene Ontology annotation, molecular function: calcium ion binding. Gene Ontology annotation, biological process: mitochondrial calcium ion homeostasis; calcium import into the mitochondrion. Gene Ontology annotation, cellular component: uniplex complex. NCBI's taxonomy places the organism in Eukaryota, Metazoa, Arthropoda, Arachnida, Ixodida, Ixodidae. The record is from RefSeq and is a predicted model, not a curated record.